Molecule: messenger RNA, 1251 nt
Organism: Dipodomys ordii (Ord's kangaroo rat)
Lineage: Eukaryota; Metazoa; Chordata; Mammalia; Rodentia; Heteromyidae
Gene: Ccer1
Product: coiled-coil glutamate-rich protein 1
Exons: 2
Coding region: 1-1251 (416 amino acids)
Source: RefSeq, a predicted model, not a curated record
AUGACCCAGACCCUCAACAAGAAGGAGGACCCUCUCAAUCUGGGCGGUGGCUGGUCCUCCUCCGUCCCCCUGCGCACCUGGUCCUCCUACCAUCGAAGACGCAGGGGCGCUCCCAUUUACAAGCGGCGCUACAACUACGGCCCCAAGCCUGAGUUUGAGCCACCCAGGAAGCAGCCCAAGCCAGGGCCGCACGGCUCCUCCGAUCCGUGGUUCCAGCCCCGCCGGCGGCAGCCCUACUGGGCCGCCGUGUGCUCCGACUGGGAGCGCUGUGGAGGCGGCGGCCCCUGGCACCCUCCGCUGGCGGGAUUCCGGAACCCCCUCUGCCCGGUGCUGCAAAUGAUCCGCGUGUACGGUCUGCACCCUUUCUGCCUGUGCUGUUGCUCCUGCUGGCGCGAGCCCUGGAACCCCGGCUGGAUGAGACCCCCCGGCCGGAAGAAGCGCUGGGGUCACCACCACCACCACCAUCACCACCACCACCACCACCACCGGGGACGCGGCCUACGUCGACAUGCAGGGGGCCGUUCCUUCCCCAGGAGCCAGCAGGUAGACCUGAGCAAGCUGCUGCGGCCCGUCAACCUGUACGGGUGGCGGGCGCCGGGCAUGAGAGCGCCCAGGAACACCACCCAGUUCAUCAUGAACCAGGUCUACCGAGACAUGCGCGAGCAGGAGAAGCUGGGGCACCAGCAGGAGGUGCUGCGUGGGGCACCGCAGGCCCAGGCUGGGGAGCUGCCUUCCCUGCCAGGCUCGCCCCUGGGUCACUAUGAGCCCCUUACCGGCAGAGAGGAAGAAAGUCUCUAUAGCUUACUGCAGGAUCCUUCUCUAGCCUUGAGUCCUGUCCCGGUGGAGGACGAGUCACCCUUCCUGCCACUGAUGGAGGAGGAGGAGGAGAAAGAAGAGAAAAAUGAUGAGUGUGAGCCGGCAGAGGAAGAGGAGGAGGAAGGAAGUGGAGAGUCGGAGUCCGAGACCGAGGACGAAGAGAUGGAGGAAGAAGAGGUCCAAGAGACUGAGCAAGGCGAAGAGGGAGAAGAGGAAGAGGAAGUGGAAGAGGAAGGGUUGGAAGAGGAGGGGCUGGAGGAGGAAGAGCCGAGAGAGGAAGAAAAUCACUUGUCUCUGGAAAUGCCUUUGUCAAUCCUCGUCGGGGCGGAAGAAGAGCGAGAUGACUUUAUAAACUUUUCUUAUUUAAACUCAGAGCAGAUCAUUCCCAAAGUGCCACAGGACGCGCUAUUUAUGCUACAGGACAUUAACGAUUAA